Trichomycterus rosablanca is the source of this 1116-nucleotide messenger RNA. Its product is annotated as zinc finger protein 239-like. NCBI's taxonomy places the organism in Eukaryota, Metazoa, Chordata, Actinopteri, Siluriformes, Trichomycteridae. The annotation marks the transcript as partial. Gene Ontology annotation, biological process: regulation of transcription by RNA polymerase II. Gene Ontology annotation, molecular function: DNA-binding transcription factor activity; RNA polymerase II cis-regulatory region sequence-specific DNA binding. The transcript is spliced from 3 exons. The record is from RefSeq and is a predicted model, not a curated record.
AUGCCUUCGGCAAAGUUUAGGAGACUCCGAUGCCUGCACAUGAGGAAUGUCCAGUCCAUCAGCUCAGCAGUGUCUGUUGCAUUCUACACAGUGUUUGCUUGGAGCCAGGAGACCAUGUGUGAGAAGAGUUUUAACAGACAGGAAUCUCUUAAAAAUCACCAGCGCAUUCACACUGGAGAGAAGCCGUAUCAGUGCUCACAGUGUGAGAAGAGUUUUAAUCAAAAGAGUAAUCUCAGAAUCCACCAGCGCAUUCACACUGGAGAGAAACCGUAUCAGUGCUCCCAGUGUGGGAAGAGCUUUAGCUUUAGGUGUCUGAGCACUCUCAAAACACACCAGCGCAUUCACACUGGAGCGAAACCGUAUCAGUGCUCACAGUGUGGAAAUUGUUUUAAUACAAAGACUGAGCUUAAAAUACACCAGUGCAUUCACAGUGGAGAGAAACCGUAUCAGUGCUCACAGUGUGGAAAUAGUUUUAAUACAAAGACUGAGCUUAAAAUACACCAGCGCAUUCACAGUGGAGAGAAACCAUAUCAGUGUUCACAGUGUGGGAAGAGCUUUAGGUGUCUGAGUACUCUCAGAACACACCAGCGCAUUCACACUGGAGUUAAGCCAUAUCCGUGCUUACAGUGUGGGAAGAGUUUUAAUCAACAGGGUUAUCUCAAUAUACACCAGCGCAUUCACACUGGAGAGAAACCACAUCAGUGCUCCCAAUGUGGAAAGAGUUUUAAUACAAAGAGUGAGCUCAAAAUACACCAGAGCAUUCACAGUGGACUAAAACCGUAUCAGUGCUCGCAGUGUGAGAAGAGUUUUAAUCAACAGAGUGAUCUAAAAAAACACCAGUGCAUUCACACUGGAGAGAAACCGUAUCAGUGCUCACAGUGUGGAAAGGGUUUUAAUCAACAGAGUGCUCUCAAAACACACCAGCGCAUUCACACUGGAGAGAAACCGUAUCAGUGCUCACAGUGUGGAAAGGAUUUUAAUACACAGAGUGAUCUGAAAAAACACCAGCGCAUUCACACUGGAGAGAAACCGUAUCAGUGCUCACAGUGUGGAAAGGGUUUUAAUCAACAGAGUGCUCUCAAAAAACACCAGCGCAUUCACACUGGAGAGAAACCG